UUCAUGCGCCGGAUAUGUUGACUCUCUGUAGAAAUCUCAAAUGCUGAUGUGUUACAAGAAACUACACCGAAAGCAGACUUCUGAGUUUAUUUUUUGAUGCACUAAUAUAAUAACGGAGAGAAGCGGCGGUGGGUCACAGGUCGAUGUCAAAGAAGACGCAGUGGAAGAGAUCAACAGCACCGCGUCUGAGAGCCAAUGGCGCCCAAAGGGAAAAUUGGCACAAAGGGAAAGAAGCAGAUCUAUGAGGAGAACGAGGCGACGCUGAAGUUCUACACAAGAGUCAUCCUAGGAGCUAAUGCAAUAUAUGGGGCUGUAAAUCUUUUGGUUUUCUACAAUUCGUCUAACUUUUGGACAUGGCUGCUGCUUGUGUUUGCACUAGCAGUGUAUGUCGGGAGCUACCGCUCUAUGUCCGCCAUGGCCAAGCCAGCGUUUGCUGAGGAUGGAAGUCUCCUGGACGGAGGAAUAGACUUAAACAUGGAGCAGGGAAUGGCAGAGCACCUGAAGGACGUCAUCCUACUCACAGCCAUAGUACAAGUGCUCAGCACAAUCUCCUCUUAUUUCUGGUAUCUUUGGCUGCUGGCCCCGGCCCGCGCCCUCUACCUGCUGUGGGUGAACUUUCUGGGCCCCUGGUUUAUGGCAGAUAACCCGUCGGCACCAGAGGAAGUGAAUGAAAAGAAGCAGAGAAGACAAGAGCGCAGACAGAUGAAGAGAUUCUAAUGCUGCAGAGCAGACAGAGCAGUAUUUUUAUACACAGAAUCUAAUAUACAGAUGGGAGGAACUCAUAAGUUAUUCAGGAAGAAAUUUUGUUAUUACAUAAAGUCAAUCCAAAUCUGAUACCGUGGAAUCUUGUUUUCCAUGUUUUCUCCUGUAAUCCAAUUUUCUCUAAAUUAUGAAAUGGAAUCUUCCCUAUUUAGAGUAUGUCACGGUCCAAAUGUCAUUUGUCCUCAUGCAGAGAUUUAAGAGUCUGUUGCACAAUCACAUCACACUGCCCCCUGCAGAUUUCCAUAAAAUGUUCCCCUAACUGCCCUGUGAUACAGUGACAAGAUUAUAGCCCCCUGAAUUUAUUCUGUGUGUCAUGGCAUGUCUUAUUUUUAUUUUAUUUUUAUUUUUCAAAAAAGUCUCUGAUUUAACAGAAUCUAUCGGUGAGCCUUCAUUACAGAGCCGAGAGAUUUUGUUUGUGAGACAUUAGGUCUUAUAAAAUUGACUGAAUAGUAAUAAAGUUUUAAUAGGACAGUAAACUUUUUGCAAUAAAAAUUCUUCCUCCAGUGUGCGGAGUUGA
Micropterus salmoides (largemouth bass) is the source of this 1279-nucleotide messenger RNA. Its product is annotated as transmembrane protein 208-like. Gene Ontology annotation, biological process: vacuolar protein processing. Gene Ontology annotation, cellular component: intracellular membrane-bounded organelle. The record is from RefSeq and is a predicted model, not a curated record. The coding region runs from base 196 to 717 and encodes 173 amino acids. NCBI's taxonomy places the organism in Eukaryota, Metazoa, Chordata, Actinopteri, Centrarchiformes, Centrarchidae. The transcript has 6 exons.